This is a messenger RNA of Colletotrichum costaricense, 753 nucleotides long. RefSeq lists its product as uncharacterized. The transcript has 5 exons. Bases 1 to 753 code for a protein of 250 amino acids. The record is from RefSeq and is a predicted model, not a curated record. NCBI's taxonomy places the organism in Eukaryota, Fungi, Ascomycota, Sordariomycetes, Glomerellales, Glomerellaceae.
AUGGCGAAGACCCUCGGCACGCGCAAGGAGGCUGUUACGCUUCCUCCGCUGAGACCUCCCAAGCCGACCCUCAAGUCGAGCUUCAGAAAGGGCCCUCAGCAUUUCGCCAACAAUAUGUGCUGGCAUCAAUACGGACACAACAUGGGAAUUCUGCUCAAGCAUCUUACUUGCAACAUCAGAGAAGAAUACCAUCGUUCCAACAUGGCUGACACCAAGUCCGUCAACGGUAGCGAGGCGGCUCCUGCCGCUGGUCGCGUCGGUGCUUGGACCGAUGCUGAGCGCUUCCAGCUUGUCCUCCGCGUGCUCGCGACCGUGCUUCCUGACGGCAAAGGAGUUGACUGGAAGAACGUCAACAUGGAGGGCCGCACUCUGAAGGCCUUGCAGGGCCAGUGGACUGCUAUCAUUGCUCAGAUGCGUGAGAUCAACACCGGCGAGAACGGAGAGGCCGCUGCCCCGAAGCAGAAGACCCCCCGCAAGACUGCCGUCAAGAAGAAGGCUGUCGCUGCUCCCGAGGAUAGCGAGGAGGCCAACGGCGACCAGGAGCGCAGCGAGGAGACCAAGCCGGUCACUCCGAAGAAGCGCGCUGCGGCGACUAACGCUGAUGGCACUCCCAAGAAGAGACGCACCCCGGGCAAGAAGGCGGCCCAGGUCAAGGCCGAGGCUGAAGAGGCUCAGGAGAAUGAGGAUGAGGCCAAGGUCGAAGGAUCUGAGACUCAGGUCGAGACCAAGGAUGAGAAGGAUGGCGAGCAGUAG